Messenger RNA from Rotaria socialis, 4866 nucleotides. The record is from the annotation of a GenBank genome assembly. Lineage: Eukaryota; Metazoa; Rotifera; Eurotatoria; Philodinida; Philodinidae.
AUGGACAUUGAAAUAGUUAAUGCGGUAUUAAAACUAUGUUAUGAACAACAGACGUGCCUAUUCGAAGUUCCUAUUUUAUGUGAUUAUUGCCUUGAACAACGUUUAUGUACGAAUUCAAAACAUGUAUUACCGAGUAUUAAAAAUUAUAUGGAAAUAUUUAAAAUUAGUCGUGAUCGAAAUCGUAUUGAGUUUUAUAUGCCUUUUGAAAUAUGUCGAAAUAAUAAUUAUUAUGAUGGCGUAUGUCAAAUUAAUGGUAUAUCUUGUUCAAAUCUACAUGUAUGUUAUGAAUAUUUCUAUACAAAUACAUGUCGUCGUUCACCAAACUGCCCAAAUCCGCAUUUAUUAACACGAAAAUAUCAUGAAAAUACUCUUGGAACAUUAACUACUCUCCAUUUAGACGCAUUGACCAAAGCUUUCAAAAUUUAUUGUCAAUCGAAAAGACAUUUAUUAAAUUACAGUUCUUCUACUAUUUCUUCAUCAAGAGGACCACAACCACCGUCGUCUUCAUCAUUCACUAAGAAUUUAGUAUUAUCAUUAGUACCUCCUUCUUAUGUUUCUACGUCUUCUUCUACAAAUAAUAAACGAUUAACAGUAGCUUCACACAUUAAUAGGGCUGCAUCUUGGAAAACUAACAAUCGAUUAAUAGCAACCCCAACAAAUAUUCCUACACAACAACAGAACACAAGUCAGAUUCCUGAACAAGGUGUGCAAAUAUAUUGGAUACCCCAAAACGAUAUUCCAAUACAUUUCAUCGAAGUAGUCUUUAGUAAUCAGGGCAAAUCUGAUGGAGGCCCCAUGCAAACCCAUACGAUCUAUCAACAUUUAGGUAUUGCUCAAGUAUUUUAUAAACAUUCAGAUACUGCUGAUCGAGUUGUUCAACAUGGUGAUGCAACAUUUCAAUCCUUCUCUUUCAUACCUCGUCUUCUGCAACGAACUGUUGAUAUGCGACACGUGUGUUUCAUAAAUGUUUCUAUUGACACAAAGCUAAUUCCAUUAUACAUUGACAUUGUUUCAAAACCUUAUAAAAAAAGGCAUUUUGAAUAUUAUCAAAAUGAUCAGCAAACAAUUCUUGUUGAAUAUAAUGAAGAUAUAGAUUUUUCUAAGAUUUAUUCGAAUGUUCGAAAUCAUCCUGAACGCGAUGGAUUAAAAAUAAAAUGUAUUCAAUUGUAUCAUCCAGAAACAUUACUAAUUGAAUAUGAUCAAGAAUAUUCGGAAUGUGAUAUUAAGAAAUUAUUUAUUCAUCAAAAACUUUUUCAUAUCAAAACUUAUUCACAUUGUGCUUUCGUACAUUUUUAUUCUCACGAUGACCUGAUGCGUUCAAUGAACACUUCAUUUCAUGAUCCAAUUCGGGCGAAACCCAUUUAUAUUGAUAUAUAUUCACAACGUCAUUUGGAUAAUUAUCUACAACAGCGCCUUUCUGAAGUUGAACGGAAACUUCCAUCUACUGAAAAUGAAUCAAUACUAUCCAUAGAUGACAUAAUCGAAAACACAAUAAUGCCUUCUGAAAAUAAAAAUGAUUUACUUCUUGAAAGUGAACUCACCGUACCUAUUUUACCUUUGCCAACGAUGGAUCAACAAAUCGACAUUCUCCCCGAACGCCAAUCGCCAGCUAUUAUUGAACGUUGUCCAUCAGUAUCAUCAAAAACGACAGAUAUUCUAGUUCCUUCAAUCGAAUCUAGAUCUACAACUGAAACAAGUGAUAUUGAUGAUGACAAUGAUGGUGAAAUAGAAAAUGAAAUACUAGCUAGUGAUGAUGAUUUUGAUGAUUUACCAUCAGACUUCGGCAAUGAUGAUAUGUUUCUUGAUGAAUCAGUAUAUGAAAAUGAUGAUAUCGAUUUUAUUCGAAGUGCAGCUAAAAAUUUAAUGACAUCAUUAGCUGAAAUGCAGAAAGCCAGUGAGACUAUGAAUAAAAUCGAUCAACCGCAAUCAACUUUAUAUGGUGAUGAUUAUAUUGUUAUGAUAAAAUGUCGACGUUUUGCAUUAGCCUUUCUUGAUUAUACACAAUUUCGUGUUGAAAAACAACGUAAUCCAGAUAGAUUUCAUUUACUGUCAUCAUUGAAAAAGAAAAUUGACUAUAGUAAAAAACAAAUCGAUCACAAACAGCAGGACAAUACAUCGACACUAAUAACAACGAUUGAUCCAGAUUUAUUAGAAAUAAUAGAAGCAAAAUCAAAUAGGAAAAAUCGUAAAAAACGAAAUAAGAAGAAAAAAGGUUUCAAUAGUAAUCAAACUGAUAAUAAAGAUAAAACCGAGGCAACACCAGAAUCAGUCACCGAAGAAGAUGACGAUGAUACCAUGAUGCACACUGUUCACGAGCAAGAACAUAAUAAAAAAGAUUCGCCUGCUAAUCGAUUACCUCAUGUCUAUCUUGACGAUGAUCUUAGACCAUGUAUUGUCGUGGAGGGCGAAGAACAUAUUGACGAAAAUGGACAAGAAAUUGGUGAACACGAAGGCUGGCAUAGUAUUACGGCUGGUGGUAAACAGGUUCUAGUUUCAAAGAAGAAAAAACAACAAUCAAAAUUUUAUCCUUCUGAACAAGAUUCAGCCACGGCAAGUACUCCAACAGCAACAAGCAUUCGUUCACAACCUCAAGCAAAUGAAUGUAAUUCAUUAAUUAUCCCAAAUGAUUGUCGUGGCUUUAUUCACAAUUCAAAACUAUAUGAAACAUUUCGUUUACGUCUUCGUCGUUCAUUUCCAUCUAUCAAUAUUCAUUUUCAAUCUGAUACUUAUACAGUCAUCAUCGAUGGAAAUAUUAAAUCAAACGUUCAACAAUGCCUUAACUAUCUUAAUUCACUCAAUACAUAUAAGCAUUCCAUAAAAAUAUCGUAUGAAAAUUUUCCACAAACAACAAUAACAAAUAUAAUUCGUAUGCAACAAUCAACAGCACAAAUCAAACUUGACCCUAAAGCUGAUUACAAUCGAAUAUUUCGUUCGACAUAUCGUCUUAUUGAUUAUCAAUUAAAACAAUCACUCAAUCAACAACAAUGUGUUUAUUGUCGACGAUCAAAUAAAAAAUUUAAAGUAACAUACUUAGAAUUUCCACGUGAAAAACAAUCUAUUCGAGAAAUAAAUGAUUCUAUUCAAGAACGAGUAUUGCAAUUAUUGACGACACGUUUUACAUAUAUUGCUAUUGCAUUAUCAGCUGAUUUAAUGACAACAAAGCGUUGGGCCAAUUUUUAUGGAGAUUUAUGUAAACAUAAAGAAUUAAAUAAAACUUUGUUAAUUAGAAAAAUGAAUACAAUUAUACAAGUUUAUGGUUUAAAUACAAAUGUGCAACAAAUACAAACGUUAUUAACUAAGUUUUUAGAUCUUCAUCGUUAUGAAACCGAUGUUAUUGAAACCGAACAGGCUAGUGAAAUGUACUGUUUAUUCAAAAAUGAAUUUGAAGAGAUGAAAAAUCUUGAAAUGUUUCGUGAUGUUGAAUUACGUUUCAUUUAUCGUCGUCAACAGCGUAUUUUACUUGUUCAAUGUUUUCAAGAAAAAUUCGAAAUGGUUAAAAAUCGAAUACAAAAAAUGCGUAGCGAACUUUCAGCGAUUGCUGUACCUGUUAAAUCACCGAUACUCAGUCGAUAUUAUCCUAAAUCAAAUGAAAUUCAACGUAUUGCUGCGGCAUCAGCUUGUAUUAUCACAUUCGAACAACGUGUCGAUCCUAAUCGAGCAAAUGAUUAUUUAAUCAAUUUAAAAGUAAUCGGCCAAUCACUUGAGAAAACGACAAUAGCACAACGAUUAAUCAAACAAUUUGAAGAACAAAAAUAUUCUACAAAACAAAUUUUCAACAAUGACAUUAAAAAACUCAAUGCACAAGAUAUUGAAUUACUUCAAAAUCAAUGUAAUACAUGUAAUGUUUCAUGUAAGAUCGAUCAUACAAAUGGUUUAGUUGAAUUAGAAGGUCUUUUGGGAGAUUUCAUUCAAAUUGAAGAGAUGAUUCGUGAUUUAUGCUUAACGACUACUCGACGAACACCGAAUGAUAUACCAUCGUCAACUCAAUGGAUAUAUUAUGAAGCAUCAACAAAUAAACCGCUUGAAUAUGAUAUAGUUAUUAGAGAACAAUUAGAAAGUUGUCAUACAAAAAAACUAAAAGGAUUAGUUAGCUUUAGUGAUCAUCUAGGAAAUACUCGAAAUUUUAAUUUGGAUAAAAUGGUUGAAAUUAUCUACGGAAAAGAUUCAAAUUCGUCACAGAUUAUGAUCAAAAUUGAACGACGUGAUUUUAAAAAUCCUCAAUCAAUACAACUUCCGACACAUUGGACACCAAUGACAAAACCAUGGGAACGUGUAUUGAUCGGGAAACGAGAUCGUUCACAUGAAUGGAAAACCAAUGUUGAAAUUCAAAGAUUACUUCAAUUACCGGAAAUGCUAUCUGAAUCAUGGAUUAUUGAAAUCUAUCGUAUACAAAAUCCACGCGUAUUUCAACAAUAUGUUGCUCACCAAGAAAAAUUAUCUGCAGGGUCUCAACCUAAUGAACGCAUUCUUUAUCGUUUGGCACAACUUAAUCUUAUUGAUGAGAUGUGUGCGAAUGGAUUUAAUCAAUCUCAUACAGAUUCAGCUUUCUCAACUUAUGGCCAUGGUUGUCAUUUCUAUUGUAAAAUAAAAGAUAUAAAUCGUGCAGCAACAUUACUAGCUCAAAAUUAUCAAACACUACCAAUUAGAUUACAACAACAAACACCAGCAAAAGCACCCGUACGAUAUUUAUUUGUAUGCAAAGUCUUAGUUGGCCGGUGUGCACGUGGAGAUCCAUCAAUGAAAACAUGUCCACCUGGUUAUGAUUCUUUAGUUGAUAAUAUAGCUUCACCAGAAGUUUUUGUACCUUCUCAUGACGUUCAAGUUUUACCAGAAUAUUUAAUUGCUUAUCAAAGUGAUAUUUUCUAA